Molecule: messenger RNA, 651 nt
Organism: Lodderomyces theae
Lineage: Eukaryota; Fungi; Ascomycota; Pichiomycetes; Serinales; Debaryomycetaceae
Product: J-type chaperone
Exons: 1
Coding region: 1-651 (216 amino acids)
Biological process (GO): protein complex oligomerization; [2Fe-2S] cluster assembly
Cellular component (GO): mitochondrion
Molecular function (GO): protein-folding chaperone binding; ATPase activator activity
Source: RefSeq, a predicted model, not a curated record
AUGCUACCUAGAAGACUCGGUCUCCUACUUAGCCCCACUUUGCUGACUCCAACAAGAAGAUGGCUUUCUUCCGAGACAACAACGCCCUCAUUUUUCAAAUUAUUCCCACACAAUUUUCCCCAUGGCGGUCCACCCAAAGACCCAUUCUUCAUCAAUGAAAAACAACUCCGUAAAGAGUAUCGUACUUUACAAAGCUCAAAUCACCCCGAUGUGUCAUCCGAUACGAUAGCAUCCCUGAAUAUCAACCAAGCAUUCACUCAUUUGCGCAAUCCGUAUUUACGCUUGGCUCAUUUGAUCAAAUUGCUCCAUGGGGUCGAUAUAACUGAUGAUGCAGUGUCUAAAUCCAUGAUUGCUAAAUUUCAAAAUGCCAACGAUUCAAACGCAAUGGCGUACAAGUCGAUGUUGUUGCAAGUCAUGGAGGCGCAUGAGCAGUUGGAGUUUGCCGAAAAGGAACAGGAAUUGGAUGAGUUGGAAGAUGAAAAUAACGAACGGAUCAAGCAAGCUGAGGACAAGAUUGAACUGGAGUUGAGGAAAGAUCCGAUAAAUUGGGAUGAGUUGAUUACAGAUGCUAUAAAGUUGAAGUAUUGGGUAAAUAUACAAAAUGGUAUCAAGGACUGGGAACCGGGGAAACCAGUGCAUUUGACUCAUUGA